AUGGUGCAACUAUCAGAGAUGGCCACGGAACCCAUCGCAAUAUCGGUGGUGUCAGGUCGCUAUUUGCUAUACGAUAUCAAUGUUGUAACUUACCUUCGCAGCACGCACAACAUCUGUGGUGUGCUCAUCGGUGGCAUUCCCCAGGCACCUCAACAGAAUGUAUUCCAAGGUCUUCCUCUGGAGCUUCUUCCUGAGGAGGUCAAGCUACUCAUCGAAAAGGGAGCCGCAUACAUUGUGGACGAUGUUGCCUGGCAUAAAGAUCGAUACAGUACAUUGCAAGGCGAGGAUAAAAAGAGGUAUUUGGCGUCCUUGAGAGACGAAGGCCUGCGAAUGAGUCAAGCAGCAGCAGCUGUGUCACGACAAAAGUCGGCCAAAGCUCUCUCGAGGCAAGCAAUGCUGAGAGCAAGCAAGUCGUCUGAGAAGCCUCGCGAAGACGAUUCCUCUAUCCCUGAUGCUACUGAGAUGUCGAGUACCCAGGAUUCUCUUUCUAGUGUUGAUCGUCCUGCGUCCCCGGCGUUCUCUGAUACUUCGUCCAAAGUUUCUUCCUGGGAGAACCCCGCACCGUUCGCCAUGACACCUAGCGUAUCAUACUCCUCCUCGUCCUUGCAAGACACCCUUCCCCCUUCGCCUGAUCCUGUUGUCCCAGCCUCCUACGCUGUUUUUCGCUUCUUGCAUAACAAGAAAUACUUCAUUAUGCCUGGUCUUCGCUUUGGAUGUAACUACAAUGUGUACCCUGGUGAUCCACUACGUUUUCACAGUCAUUUUCUUGCUACCAGUUAUGGAUGGAAUCAAGAGAUUUCUAUGCUUGAUCUGGUGGGUGGGGGAAGAUUGGGUACUGGAGUGAAGAAGGGCUUCCUCAUAGGGGGAGAAGAUGAAGAUGACGAGUCCGAGGAACAUUCAGUCAGAGCAUUUACACUUGAAUGGGCUGGCAUGUGAGUCAGUGCUUGGCUUGGGACCGAACGGCAACAUUGGCAUAAACAGUACAUAGUACAUAGUUUUCAAAAUAAAUAUUUCAAUCUUAUGAAAAUGAAUAGAAGCCUUAUCUUCGUGAUAUCAACCUCCUGUACUUCUGCUGCUCAUGCGUAAUCAUAAUCACGUACGGAGUCAUCCCGUCUUGCUGGAAGGUGACUUCCUGGUCUCAACCUCGGCGCAUUCGGACCGGGCGACGGAUGCUUCGGACGAAACUGACAUAUUCAGGAACCACCAGUUCAGGACUUCUUUAUAAGCCAUUUACAAACGCGUGCACAAGCCGCAAUUCCCGUGGGGUUUGCAGGAAAGUGAACUUCUGAUGUCUGCCAUGGAAUCUUCCUCCUCCUUUUAGCUUUUGACCCCAUACUAUCUCUAUCACGGCCCCGCCAACUCACGCCGCAGAAGUUGGAACGAUCGCCGCCUACCACAAUGGCUGCAGCAUUCGACCACGCAGCCAGGUUUGAUCUUGGUUCUUGGACGGCAAACUGGACUGCCUUCAAUGCCACACAAUAUAUUCCAUCUGCGAAAGACCUCGCGCUGGCCGGUCCGCGGAUGUUUAUGAAACUAGGCUCCCUUCUUCCUGUCCCAGAAGCAGUCGAUAACAUAUUUGGAGCACGAUUAGGUCAGAGACUUAUACCAGAAGCUACCGGGGCUACUACUGGCAUAGUGGAGGCAAUCACGACGGCCUCAGCGUCUGCGAGAGAAGUGGCACAAGCGGCGACCGAGAUAGUGGUGGAAGUUGACGAGGAAACAAUUGGCCUGGCCUCGAGGUUCUCAAUGGAGGGCGCGAGGAGUUUGGGGAAUGUCUUUGGAUACAUCACCAGUAAAUGGGCCAUACUUUGUUUCUUUAUCGCCCUCGUUCUAAAUCGAUCCGGGAUAUAUGCGUCGACGCGACGGAAUCUAUUACUUCCAUGGAAGAUCCGUCUUCUAGUGAGAAUCGUUCCCAUGAUCCUGCUGGCCACGCAAGCUCUCACUUUACUUCGAUCCAUAAAAUGCCAGACGUCUCCGGAAUUCUCCAUGCUUCGUUGGGGGAAUGCCUCAAAGCAUUCGGAUUUGAUGUUUACCCAAAAUGGAGGCUUCUUACACACCAUGAGCUCAACACUCUUAUUCGGAGAGACGGAUGAGAGUUCCUGUUUGGCUGUGAAUAUGAUACCACCGGACUAUGAAGAGCCCGAAGAAAAGUCCAAGUCAGUUGUGGAAAGGCCCCGUGUUGUUUUGACGGGCUCCCUAUCUCAUUUAUGGCCUCUAUUCCAAACGUUUUGCUUAAGCCAAGUUGUGGAAACUAUUUCUUGUGCGGUCCAAGGACGUCUAGUAGCUGCCGAAACGGGAAUGACCAUUUUCGAACACUCUUUGGCUUUUGCAGAGGCAGAUGCUGCGAUUGGGAAUCAGUUGGGAUUCGGUUCUUUUGGGGGAACCAAGAUGGCGAAAGCCUGGACAAAUUCCACUUCGACAUCAGGCAACGAAGUACAGGAGAUAGCAAUUACCCGGAAGAUGAUCAUGCAGCGAGUCAACACUGCCGCAGAAGUGCUGCUGGUUGGGUUCCUCUCAAGUAUGAAUCACCUUACUAGUCACGUACUUGCGAUUUUCAACAUGCAAGGGAGAAUGCGACUCCUCAAUACUGGAUUUUGGGGCAUGGCUUUUAUGUCGGCUAUCGCAUGGAGCCUAUGGACUUUUUCCAUGGAUGAUCUAUCAAAUCAGACCCUACUGAGGUUUCCAACUGUCUGUAUUGUGGGGUUUAUUCCUCACGUCGCAGUACUAUGUGGUAUUAUUUGCUGCAUGGGAAUUUACGGGAUUGCAUUAGUUCUGUCAGCACUCGCUCCACCCUCCAACGACCGAAAUGCACAGGACUCUGACGAUGUCAUUCCUCAUGAAAGGUCUUUUCUCCGCAGGAUGAAAGAUGCUCACGAAAACAUGCAAGCAAAUGUUCCUCUAUCCAGUAUAAGACUUUCGAUGCACAUGGACUUUUAUACGGCUCUGUUGAAAACAGGAUUCAGUAUAAUGACGAUGGCGGCUGAAGCUGUUUAUCUCAAUGAAAGCCGUGUUGUAAAUGUGAAGGAAAGGACUUGGUUAGAGGAUGAACGAUUAAACGAAAUCGAGGCUGUCGGUGCCCAGUGGCUGGGUCCUAAUUUCAGACUUCGCGAUCCAGACCCAAGUAUGGGUGGCGGAAAUUUUUCAGAUAAUGUUGGUCUAGUGGCUGUCAAAGAUCAACCUGUUGAAAUGUUACGAAACUCUUCAAGUGGUUACGCGAGGGAAAUGACGGCUCAGAAAAAAACCGGUAUCAAGGGGCAUGACCGAACGAUGAGAGAUGGUGUCGGGGCCACAGAGCGGAGUGGAAGAUGGAUAAUGGCCCUGGAGUUUUUCAUGGGUAUCAACAGACUGCUAUUCAGUUGGUGGGCUUCGUUGGUUUUGAGGGGUAUGGCCCGAGUUGGAAUUCAAGCUCGUCCACGUUUCCUCGUGUGGCUCACUCAAAGACCAAAGAAUGGUGCUGGGAAGGAAAAGGGUGCUGAUCGCAAAGGUCCCGAAUCUUUGAAUUUCUGGCUCCUCAAUAUGGAUGGCGAGUUGACGUUGCCGAAAGAUGAUCAUAUUGAUGUUGAGGCAGAGGUAAGAAACCGGCUUCGAAACAAUCAAGGAUAUUGGGAUGAGACCCAAGAAGACAACCUAGGUUCACAUCUUUACAAAUGGUGGCUCAAUGGAGGCUGGUGGGGAGCCGAUGAUAGUAGUGGAGAUUUCGAAGAAAAUGUAAACGAAGAUGACGAUGACGAUACCACAAGUGUCGUCUCCGUUUCUACCACAGGAGAUGAAAAUGAAUGGGAAUUGGACCGGGAUUCAGACGAUGAUGGUCGUAGAACACCAACCCAGAAAUCUCACGGAUACCCCUCUUUUUCCCGCGAAUCCACCCCUCUCACAGACACGCCCCUCAACCCAACCGACCUCGCUCAACUCCUCAACCCCCAAAAUCCCGAACAACGCGCUGAAGCAACCGCCCUCGCCGCUCACCUCUCGAGUCCCAACAUCGUCACGCGCUCCCGCUUCAAGACCAUCAUCCAGCGCGAACGUGCAAAAGUCCUCAUGACCACCUUGCACCGUCCUGCACACCUCUCUCACGCCCCGGGCACUAAACUCACACCUGCGGAAGAGGAACAACUUCUCGAGCACAUCGUCAUCACCGCUCGCUCGACAUCCAGACAAGGCGAUAGAGGGAAUAGUUGGGCGAGAGGCGCCUCGGGCAUGGGCGAGAGUGGGCCGCAGUGUGUCGUCUGUCAGACGAAUCCGAGGAGUGUUAUUGUGUGGCCGUGCAGGUGUCUCAGUCUUUGUGAUGACUGUCGGGUCACGCUGGCGAUGAAUAAUUUCGAUAAGUGUGUUUGCUGUCGAAGGGAUGUGGCGAGCUUCAGCAGGAUUUUCGUUCCUUAG
Messenger RNA from Hymenoscyphus albidus, 4380 nucleotides. Lineage: Eukaryota; Fungi; Ascomycota; Leotiomycetes; Helotiales; Helotiaceae. The record is from the annotation of a GenBank genome assembly.